AUGAAGAUUCAACCAAUAGUUCUCGGUCUUUGUACCCUGCUAGAGUUCUUUUUCCUAUUCACCUUCACAACAUCUAUGGAGAAUUCUGUAUACUUUGAUGACCUUUCAGUAAUCUACACAUACAAUCGAUUUGCUGAGAUUGAAAAGGAAUGCAGCCCUUUUCUAUCUUCAGCUUCCGAGGUGAAACCCGAUGACAGUAGAGGCUAUAGGCUUAAGAAUGAGCUAUCUUUCUUUGAGGGAGAUUGGGAGCAGGAGAUUGGUGGAGCACCAUUAAUGCCGUUUGAUGACAGUGACAUUCCAAUGGAUGGUUCAUCUCUCACCUCUCCCCUAAGUUUGGUUGGGUUUGAGGUGAAAGAUGUCAAUCCUGUCCAUCUGUUUGAAAAUGCAGUUAGUCUCCGAGGAACUAUGUGUAUUGGCUUGUCUAGAAAUAGCUCAUUGAUUUAUGGUGCAUACUCGAAGUUCUACAUGAGGCCCGGUAUGUCUGUCCUCAAAAUUGCAUUUGAAGGAGUUUACAUCGAAACUGAAGCGAGCAGAGGGGAACGCUUUGUUUGUAUGUUGGGUGAUACCACUCUGCCACUUUGGAAAUGGAUUGAUGAUCCCUCGGAUAUGAUAAGCAAUGUGAGUACUUUGAGCAAUCUUCAGCCUCAUCUCUUGCAAGAUGAUAGGAUUUUGCUGGUUAUUCGAUACCCCCAAACUUUCAAUUUGACUAAAAGAGCAAUCUUGGGGGAGAUGAAAAGUUUGAAUGAACCAAGAAGUUUUAGAUACUUUGAUAAUGUUCACAUAUCUUCUCAGUUUGAUGAAUUGGUGGAAGAUGGUGUCAACAAGUUUAAUGGCACUGAGUUUUGUAAGGUCCUAAGGAGUUUUUCAAAUGAAGUUUACCAUGUUGAGCCACAUUGGAAAUUCAGCAGCAGAUAUGAAUUCCACAGUAGGUUGGGCCCUUUCCGUCUUGGAAGUGAACUUAAGGUUGUUGACUGGAGUUAUUAUAACUUUUGGCUCAUUAUACAAAGAAUCAUAUGUGAGCCAGAAACUACUCAAAAUGCGACUCACAAUGCCAGGGUUUCUGCAGUGUUCAGAUUAUUUUCUGGAUCAAUGGAGCCAGAUUCGGCAGCACUGGAAUGUGAUAAAGCAAGAAUGAGAACCGGCCUUUCUGGCUUUACACUGUCUGUUGAGGGAAUCUGGAAUUCCUCCAUUGGGAAGCUUUGCAUGGUUGGGUGUCUUGGAGUUGUUAAUUCGGGAUUGGAAGAAUGUCAUUCUCAGAUAUCAUUGUACUUUCCUCGUUCCUUUUCCAGCAGCCAGAGGACUAUCAUUAUUGGAAGCAUAUCCAGCAACACAAACGAAACAGAUGCAGGUGUUCCUAUAAUCUUUGGAUUAAAAAUGCAUCCCUCAGAUCUAUAUAACUAUGGCUGGUAUUCUAGGUCUUACCUAGCAUACAAUUACUCAAAGACUGACCUGGCUGGUGCUUUCAAGAGGAGAAGCCAGCCAUCUAAACUAAUGAUUGCUGCCAAGCAAUUGCUCCUGACAUAUCCAGCUCUGCAAGAUGGAGAAGACUUAUUUUCCUGCUUAGAUCAUCUCUCUUAUGGUCUCCGUAUUUCUGCCUAUGCAGUUCCCAAUCCACCAUAUGAUGACCACAGACCAGAGAUUUUUGUCCAAGUUGAGGUGCUCACGUUAGGUCCUUUAUUUGGACGGUAUGAACCAUGGCUGCAUAGGGAUAGUUAUCCUAUUAAUGCGCAACCUGAAAUCACUAGGUUUGAGGUCCUUAAUGUUUCACUGCAUCUAAUGUUCAAAGAUAAACAACUGAGCUUGGUGGACAAAUUCUAUAAAAACAUAUCAACAUUAUUUCUGGAGGGUCCAUAUGACCCACUGCUUGUAUUUAAUUGGUUGCAGGAAGGUUACAGUUGGCAGUACUACUAG
Ilex paraguariensis (yerba mate) is the source of this 1911-nucleotide messenger RNA. Lineage: Eukaryota; Viridiplantae; Streptophyta; Magnoliopsida; Aquifoliales; Aquifoliaceae. The record is from the annotation of a GenBank genome assembly.